This is a messenger RNA of Sporothrix schenckii 1099-18, 396 nucleotides long. RefSeq lists its product as uncharacterized. NCBI's taxonomy places the organism in Eukaryota, Fungi, Ascomycota, Sordariomycetes, Ophiostomatales, Ophiostomataceae. The transcript has a single exon. The record is from RefSeq and is a predicted model, not a curated record. The coding region runs from base 1 to 396 and encodes 131 amino acids.
AUGUCGACUAGCUGGCCGUUGCUGAGUCCGGUGAGGACGGCGCCCGCUAGCCAGGGCCAAGGUCAAAGACAGCCAUCUCGACCGACAACAGCCGGCUCCCGACCGGCGACGAUGACGACGGUUGCCACCUUUGGAUCGGGAACGACCACGACCACCAUUACAGCAGGAACACCUACGCGACCAAAACGGCUGUCCGGACCCGCCAAGGACGCCCGCGAGGACUACCACGACUUCAUUGGGACGGUGGAGAAGUCGACGAAGCAGACCGUGUUCAGCGAGCAGCAGCGCAAGCGGCGGCGGGCGCAGCGUCUGCCUGUGGGCACGACGCGGCUGUUUGACCAUGGGCGGAUGCGGCUGAUUCCGGUGGGUUCCAAAGGCGCCACAAUCAUACAAUAA